Messenger RNA from Arthroderma uncinatum, 1932 nucleotides. Its product is annotated as CK/CK1 protein kinase. The transcript has 4 exons. The coding region runs from base 1 to 1932 and encodes 643 amino acids. Gene Ontology annotation, molecular function: protein serine/threonine kinase activity. NCBI's taxonomy places the organism in Eukaryota, Fungi, Ascomycota, Eurotiomycetes, Onygenales, Arthrodermataceae. Gene Ontology annotation, biological process: signal transduction; endocytosis; peptidyl-serine phosphorylation. The record is from RefSeq and is a predicted model, not a curated record. Gene Ontology annotation, cellular component: cytoplasm; nucleus.
AUGAUUUUCUCCUGGCUGACACAGUGUUGGGGUGUGAGGCUGAAGGAGCCUGCCCUUGCGCUACCCGGGACAGGCGGUGAUUGUGUGGCCGCACACGAUAUAAUGCAUGUCGUCCAAAUUCUCAGCAUCAACGACGAAGGCGCCCUGAUCAAGGUUCGGACCGUUGCCGGCGAAGAGCGGAGUGUGUACAGCUCUCUCCCAGAGUUAAAACUGAUGCGGGGAAUGGAGACGGCUGUUGAAAAGUUUAGGAAAAACCUUCCCCCAGACUUUGAAUCUUCGGCCUGCCACAAUGGAAAUAAUGAAAAUUACAGGAACGGUCGGAAGAUCAUAGAUAACCCCGAAACCGUCGAAUGGGUAGCGACAUACCAAGGCAUCGAACAUGCUAGAGGAAAGUACCUAGUGUGGGCCGAAGUGGAUGUAACGCAACGUGUCAAAGUGAUUUUCACGAGCGUAGGCGCCUACUCACAAUGCCCGGGAGCGGUAGCUGCCAUCCCGCAUUGCCACCGGGACACGUUCAAACAAUACCAAAAGAUGGAGGAGAGCGGACCCCGGCAGCCGGCAAGGGAGACGGUUGACGGCUAUAAACUCAUUAAGCACAUUCAGGAUGACGUCUACGUUGGUGAUCGUCAGAUCCAGGGUGCUGGGCUAUCAGGGGACGACCGUAAGGUGACGAUCAAGCUAGAGGCGCGCGAUACGGACGCACCGUCCCUUGAACGCGAGGUCGAGAAUCUUCUAUCUUUUUCGGGGGAAAUUGGUUUUCCCCUGGUCGAACGCUAUGGCACCCAGGAUGGAUAUAGAUUCAUGGUCUGCCGCCUCGCCGGUCCUACCUUAGAGGAUUUAUUGGAAUGGUGUAGGGCGUUCUCCCUAAAGACCGUCUUCCUCCUCGCCGAGCAGCUCAUAAGCCGCGUUGAGGUCAUUCAUCGCCGGUCUUUCAUUCACGGCGGGAUACGGCCUGGUGCGUUUGCCUUGGACACUAUAAAGGCCUUAAAUCAGGUCACGCUUGUUGAGGUAGCCGGAUUGAUCACGGAACACCCGCGGCGUAAUGAUGCCCGGUAUUUUGACCUUGAGGGGCUCACACUCAUGCUCAUCUAUAUGUGCCGCAGGCUAGCGCCGUGGGAGGGGCUCCAGAUUGACCUUACGAAGACACUGUACGAAGACAUUCUCCGGCAAAUGGAGGACACGCGGGCGGAAGUUCUCUGUGAAGGGCUGCCUCGAGCGUUCAAAGUCUGCUUGGAGUACGUGAAAUUUCCUGACCAUACCAAUGAACCCGACUACAACUAUCUCCGUCAACUUUUCCGCAGCGCUUUCGACGAGAACAGGCUCUUACGCGAUGGAGUCUUCGAUUGGAUUGCUUACAAGAAUUGGAAUUCCCAACAAGGCUGCUCUCUGCCGGUCGCAGGCAUUACUGGCGAGGUAGGGAGCAAGCGCCUCUCAGGCGAAGACGUUCGAAGGGAACGCAACGCCCAGGCCGAUCUACUCUAUCAAGCGAAAGAAGCGUGUGUGUCAAUUGCCAAGGCGGAUAAAGCUGACUGGACGGCGGCCGCCUCCGCACACCUCGAGCUCACCAGAAGGUAUAUCGAUAUUUGGGAUCUUGCACAGCACCCCGAGAUUCCCACUGACUUGAGGCGUUGGCCAGAAGGCCACCAGCUACAAGAAAAAGUAUGGCAGAUCGGAAUAGAGCCGUGUCUGAAGCUGCUCGAGGCUGGCCUUCCGCACACGCGUAACCUCAUGACGGGUUUCCUUCAUAGAACGUUUAUUCUGCUGACGGUGUUUGUGGAGAAGGCACCUCAGUAUGAGGAAAAGUGCGCGAGGUACCUUUUGGGUCUUUCUAAGUGGGGGAUGGAGCAUGACCCCCAUGGUUCGUGGGCGGGGGUGCAUAGCCGCUGGGGUGAGUCAGCAGGCGACGUUCUGGAAGCCUCAGUGCCAUGCUGA